GCGGAAGCGCGGAUGUGCCUGCGCCGUCCCCAUCCCUCAUUUCCGCUUCCCGUCCCGACCCGUCCCGGCGCUUCCCGCCACCCGUAUCUCCGAGGAAAGGUCGCCCGCGGGGCUCGCCAUCCGCCCGCCAGGAUGUCGUACAUGCUGCCGCACUUGCACAACGGGUGGCAGGUGGACCAGGCCAUCCUGUCGGAGGAGGACCGGGUCGUGGUCAUCCGCUUCGGGCACGACUGGGACCCGACGUGCAUGAAGAUGGACGAGGUCCUGUACAGCAUCGCCGAGAAGGUUAAAAACUUUGCUGUUAUUUAUCUUGUGGAUAUCACUGAAGUACCAGACUUCAACAAGAUGUACGAGUUGUACGAUCCCUGUACUGUCAUGUUUUUCUUCAGGAACAAACACAUCAUGAUUGAUUUAGGUACAGGUAAUAACAACAAGAUCAACUGGGCAAUGGAAGAUAAGCAAGAGAUGAUUGACAUUAUAGAAACUGUUUAUAGAGGAGCCCGCAAAGGUCGAGGUUUGGUGGUGUCGCCAAAAGAUUAUUCUACUAAAUACAGAUACUGACGUUUCUUUGGGCUGCCUUUUCUCUCAACUCUACAUCCACUUGAAUUUAUUAUUGCGUGUGUACAUAUAUGUAUAUUAAAAAAAACCCUACAAAUCCUUGAACUUUGAGCAUAAUUUGAAUUAUUUAAAAGGUUUAAAAUCUGUUUAAAAAGUAGAAGACUCAAAGCCUGUGACUGUCUUGACUGCAGUACUAUUGUAGCUGAACUUUGGGGUUUUAUUUUUUAAAGACUUUACUCUUUGUUCUCCUUUUGGUAUUAUGUAUUUUUGUACACAGAAAGCCUGUUUGGAGAAAAACAUUUUGACUGUUUUUGUCUGCUUUUGUUACAAAAAUAUCUGGGAAAACGAUAGCUUUUUAAAAGAAUAAAGUGAGAGUUCCACAUA
Messenger RNA from Lepidothrix coronata (blue-crowned manakin), 942 nucleotides. RefSeq names its product thioredoxin like 4A (gene TXNL4A). Gene Ontology annotation, biological process: mRNA splicing, via spliceosome. The coding region runs from base 13 to 561 and encodes 182 amino acids. The record is from RefSeq and is a predicted model, not a curated record. NCBI's taxonomy places the organism in Eukaryota, Metazoa, Chordata, Aves, Passeriformes, Pipridae. The transcript is spliced from 4 exons. Gene Ontology annotation, cellular component: spliceosomal complex; U4/U6 x U5 tri-snRNP complex; U5 snRNP.